AUGGGUCGAAUAUCAAGCAAGUUCUUCUAUAACGAUUUUUUGUCUUUCCGUGACCGUGAUAGUCAUCUUGUUGGCAGAGUUAUUGAAAUUGAACAUAGAAAAUAUAAAUUUCAACGACAUAUAGGCAGCGGUGGUUUCGGUGCUGUUUAUGCGGCUGAAGGGCCUGAUGGUGUGGUUGCGGUUAAAGUAAUUGAUCUAAAUCGAAUAUCUGGCGCACAUGAGGUGCUUGUUAAUUCAUAUUUAACUGAAGUUAGACAUCUUAACCGACUACGAAAAAAAUCACGUCAUAUCAUUAAUAUUUAUGGCUUUGAUUUUGAUGCUGACACUGGCCGAGCUUAUAUUGUUAUGGAAUUAGGCGGCGAUAAUUUGACGAAGUUUAUCGCACGCAUGCGUGCGUUGCACCGUAAUCCAGGACAGCCUGGUUCAUACCUAGAUCCAGCUAUUCGUCAUAAUAUUUGGCGUCAAUUGGUCAGUAUUGUUCAAACACUGACAUCAAAUGAUAUUGUUCAUAUGGAUUUGAAACCAGAUAAUUUAAUUUUUUUCGGAGAUACACUUAAAAUAAUUGAUUUAGGGAUAUCAAAAAAGCCUGAGAUGAUAGGUGAGCCUGGUGUGGGUACUCUCCAAUUUAGUGCACCAGAAAUAAUGAACCCUGUUGAUUAUCAUGGUCAACCGUACGGUCCCAAAGCAGAUGUUUGGUCGUUAGGUGCUAUUCUUUACUAUAUGACUUAUGGGGAACCACCAGAUUAUAUACCUGGAGCAGCAAAUCCUCCUGGUCGCCAAAAGCCUUCACGCGACUUCAAUCUUGUUGAUGUUCUUCGUCGUACACUUGUCGAAGAUCCUCAUGCACGAAUCGAUAUAUUUUCACUUCUACAUCAUCCAUAUACAACCCGUCACUUAUAA
Messenger RNA from Rotaria socialis, 900 nucleotides. The record is from the annotation of a GenBank genome assembly. Lineage: Eukaryota; Metazoa; Rotifera; Eurotatoria; Philodinida; Philodinidae.